AUGUCACGGCACGUUCUGCUCUCACGUUUGGCGGAGCAGUUUCAGUCCUCCUCGCCGCCACCAACACAACGUUUUCCUUCACCAAAUCGCAGCCCCUCGCCUCACUCGCCUGCAUCAACACGGUCACCUCCACACACGCCUGACUCCAUUCCUCAUCACCGGCUAGAUCUUCUGCAACUUGGAGAUAUUGAAAUAGCUGGAAGAGCGCUUAAGCAAUACGCCAGAGCCACUGAACUAGGAGCACUGAUGUACUGCAGUGGAUUAGGUGCAUUGUAUGGAGGUGCAGGCGUAUGGCCGUUGCUGAUGCCAAGAGCUUCGCCACAAUACGCGUUGCCACCGCUGGACCACAUGAGACAUACUCCGCCCAGAGAUGAUGACGAUGAAGAAUUACCGCUCAAUCUUUCGAUGAAAAAUCGCCAGAUUUGGUCGCCUGGAAGCGCUUGUGAACGCGAGAAAAAGGAAACUGAACGCCCAGCAAGCGCUGAGCGCCGCUGCCCAUCGGCUCCCGCAUAUCAAACCUUUCCACCACCGCCUCCACAAACCGGAGACAUAAAUUUUACCGUGCUCCUUAAGAGUGAAAACAGAAAUGAGAAGUCCUUUCAGUGUAAGCAAUGCGGAAAAUGCUUCAAGCGAUCCAGUACACUCUCCACUCAUUUGCUCAUCCACUCGGAUACCAGACCAUACCCUUGCCAGUACUGCGGGAAACGGUUUCACCAAAAAUCUGACAUGAAGAAACACACUUACAUUCAUACAGGAGAGAAGCCACACAAGUGCGUCGUAUGCUCGAAAGCAUUCAGCCAGAGCUCGAAUCUCAUCACGCACAUGCGCAAACACACCGGCUACAAGCCGUUCUCGUGUGGGUUGUGCGACAAGGCGUUCCAGCGCAAAGUGGACUUACGCCGCCAUCGAGAUUCCCAGCACGCGGAGUCCGUGGCCGAAGUGCCCGUCACGACGCUACCAUCGCGCUACAGAUACUAUGGGGACGACUCUCCCACUCCAUUAACCCCAGUCGUUACAAAUUGA
This is a messenger RNA of Parnassius mnemosyne (clouded apollo), 1023 nucleotides long. NCBI's taxonomy places the organism in Eukaryota, Metazoa, Arthropoda, Insecta, Lepidoptera, Papilionidae. The record is from the annotation of a GenBank genome assembly.